CUUUGGAGACCUGAAAUCCUUCACGGGUGUGUAGAUUGGCUGUGUCAACGUCGAAUUUUAAGUACAAAGACUAUAAAUACGAAUUCUACUGACAUAAUGUGCUCAAGGGUUAGCCUCAUGCCAGCCAGAUUAGCUAUGCCGGGAUAGCCGAUCCUCCCACAUAAGUCACUCGAGCCAAAAAUUCGAAUUUGAUUGGGCUGUGACAUCAUUUUUAAUUCGCCUGCGACAUCAAUUUUUAAUUGGCUGCGACAGUGCUUUUUGGAUUCACUUUAUCUUUUUGCUGGAAUAUAUAAUCUGGCAAAAUGAUGAAAGGAUUGAAAGGAGUUCUUUCUAGAAGUAAAUCACAUAAAGAAACUAAAACAUCUUCCAGACAACAUCCCACGGGUAAAUCACGGUCCACACCAACACGGUCUUCAAAUGCCUCACCAACUAAAGCACAAGCACCAGAAGCAACAAUUCCUACAAAUGUUCCUGCUACACUAACAGAUGACAUUGUACCUGUUGUAGCAAGUAGUAGUAAUAACCAACAUCUUACUUCUCGUGGUAGCGCUCGAUCCGCCGAGGUUACAAACAAAAUAUUGAAAGAUACUCCCAAAGACACUCUCCCUGCCUUAAGAACUCCUCGUCGUCAACGUUCCUCCAGAAUUUAUGUAACCCGUGAAAAGGCAGAGCUUGAAAAAAGCCCUCAUUUUAAUGACGUGCCGCCCUCAAAACGACAGGAACUAUUUGUCAUCAAGUUGAUUCAAUGCCAAGUAUUGUUCGAUUUCAAUGAUCCAUCUUCUGAUUUAAGAAAUAAGGAAAUCAAAAGACAAGAGCUUCAAGAGAUGCUGGAAUAUGUUGCAACUGUAAGAGGCGCAAUCUCGGACAUGAUUUAUCCUGAUGUCAUUCGCAUGUUCACAGUAAAUACGUUUCGUACAAUAUCGCCACAAACAUCAGCAGUAAAUGAAGGAUAUGAUCCCGAAGAAGAUGAACCCGCACUAGAAACUGCCUGGCCACACCUUCAACUUGUUUAUGAAUUCUUUUUGAGAUUUGUCGAAUCACAAGAUUUCAACUUCCAAAUAGCUAGAAAACAUAUUGACCAAAGGUUUAUACUUCAACUGCUUGAACUAUUUGAUAGUGAGGAUCCCCGAGAAAGAGACUUCUUAAAAACAACACUUCAUCGCAUCUAUGGAAAGUUCCUGAAUCUUAGAGCAUUUAUUCGUAGAUCUAUCAACAAUAUAUUUUUUCAGUUCAUUUACGAAACUGAACAUUUCAAUGGUGUUGCAGAGCUGCUGGAGAUCCUUGGAAGCAUCAUUAAUGGGUUUGCAUUACCAUUGAAAAAGGAACACAAGACCUUUCUAUUUAAAGUACUUGUGCCUCUCCAUAAACCAGCCUCAUUAGCUACUUAUAGUCCACAAUUAACAUAUUGUGUAGUGCAAUUUUUAGAAAAAGAUCCCGAUCUCGUUCCUGGUGUAAUUCAAGGAUUAAUGCGUUACUGGCCUAAAGUAAAUAGUGCAAAAGAGGUUAUAUUCUUGACAGAAUUCGAGGAAAUCUUGGAUGUGAUUGAAGCCCCAGAAUUUGAAAUUGUCAUGGUUCCCUUCUUCCAAAAAUUGGCUCAAUGUGUUUCUAGUCCUCAUUUCCAGGUUGCAGAGCGGGCUCUGUACUUUUAUAAUUAUGAAGACGUAAUCCAUAUUAUAAAUGACAACCUCGAGGUGGUUAUGCCUAUCAUCUUCCCAUCAUUAUAUAAGCAUUCGAAGGAGCACUGGAAUAGAACAAUUCAUGGCCUUGUUUACAAUGCUCUUCAGUUACUCAUGAAACUUGAUGAUGAACUCUUUACAAAAUACGUGGAUAAAUACAAGCAAGAAGAGUUAAGGUAAUACGAUUUGCCAAUCACACCAGACCUGUGUUAAUUACUUCAUGAUAGUGAUUCCAAGAAAAAGUCGGAUAGUGAUAGAAUAAUAGCAUGGAAAAAAAUAGAAACACAGGCAUUGUUGCAGCAAAAUACCUCAUUAAUAGACGAAAAAGAAUUGGU
Molecule: messenger RNA, 2011 nt
Organism: Mucor mucedo
Lineage: Eukaryota; Fungi; Mucoromycota; Mucoromycetes; Mucorales; Mucoraceae
Product: phosphatase 2A regulatory B subunit-domain-containing protein
Exons: 6
Coding region: 303-1856 (517 amino acids)
Biological process (GO): signal transduction
Cellular component (GO): protein phosphatase type 2A complex
Molecular function (GO): protein phosphatase regulator activity
Source: RefSeq, a predicted model, not a curated record